AUGGCAGCAGGUAGUGACGAUUCUUCAACUGCUACUACUGAAACGAAGACGACAACGUCGUUGAUGACGAAUACGACUACGAUGAUGUUAGUCGACGAGACUUACGAGUUUUCGGCUCCGAAGUUUUAUGAUUUUGCGAAAGGAGAAUCAGAUGAAGAUUCUAGAAACGCAGAGCUUUGGUUUGAUGUUACAGAGUCCUACGCUCCUUCUCCUUUUAUGCCUAGAAUUAAGACUGGCAGAUCAUUUAAGGUAGAGACCUUAUGUGAUUUUAGUAAAGAAGACCAAUUGCAAAAGGUGGCAGAAUCAUCUGAUUCAAAAGCAACUAAUUCCUCAUCAGACAGUAACUCUCAAUCAGAGGUCAUGCCACCACCACCACCACCACCAGCCAUUGAAAUGAGGAAGGAAGAAACUACUCCUAACGAGGAAAACAAAGAAAACAAUGCUAACCUUGUCAAUGUGAUUUCUGCUGGUGAGGUUACUUGUGAAAAACAGAAGAAGGUGGGGUUUGCACGUGCUGAAGGAAGAAAUGGAAGAAGCUCUUCUUCUCUGCAAAUUGAAAACAUUGAUAGUAAGAGCUGUAAAAAUGAAGCUUACUGCACCCCUAAACCACCAACGUCUUCUCGGAACAGAGGCCUGUUGACUGGCACCCCCAAGCCACCAUUGUCAUCUCGGAACGGAGGCGGCCUAUUGACUGAUUCCAAGAAGAAUCAGUCAGCUAGACGUAUAGCUAGUUUGGUUAAGAAUCCAUCGUUGGUGAAGCCAAAGAGUCAAUCACAGUCUUCACAAGCUAAGGGAAUCAAACCAGCAAGUGUCAAAAAAGAUCCUAAUGUGAAAAAUGUUGCUGGAACUGCCAAUUUAGCCCAAGAGAACCAGGCAAUUAAGAAACAGAAGCUGGAUGAGGGGAGAUCCAGACAGAUUGUUAAUGCCAAGCCCCCACAACCAUUGAUGCACAAGUCCAAACUGGGUCUUAGCAGUGGCAGUUCUAACUUUUGUUCAUCUGCUCCAAAUAAGAUGAAGAAAGAGGAGAGAAAGGUUUAUGUUCGGGAACAAGCAGCUCCAGCUCCAUUUGUUUCAAUGGCAGAAAUGAUGAAGAAGUUCCAAUCAAAUACUAGAGAAUUGUCAUUGCCACACUUUAACAGUUCUAUCACCCAUGAUGGUCCUGCUUCUAUUAUCCCGAGGAAGCCUAAACUCACACUGACAAGGCCUAAGGAACCUGAAUUUGUAACAGCUCAGCGUGUUCGCUCAGUCAAAAUAAAAAGUACUGCUGAGAUUGAAGAAGAGAUGAUGGCCAAAAUUCCCAAGUUCAAAGCUAGACCACUGAACAAGAAGAUGCUGGAAGCUCCAUCGUUACCUGCAUUACCAAGAACUACACCACAGCCACCAGCAUUCCAGGAAUUUCAUUUUGAGACAACUGCUAGGGCCCACCAGAAUGCAGAAUCAGCUUCAGUGGCUUCAACAGAGGUGUCUCAUCAGAGUAGUCAGUGGAAACCCCAUUAUCUCACAGAGCCCAAAACCCCUGUUCUCCAUACAUCUUUAAGGGCCCGUCCAGCAAUGGUGAAAAGUUCUUUAGAACUAGAGAAAGAAGAGCUUGAAAAGAUCCCUAAAUUUAAGGCAAGGCCUUUGAAUAGAAAGAUAUUUGAAAGCAAGGGAGAGAUGGGAAUUUUCUGUCAUAUGAAGAAGCCAGUUACAAUCCCUGAAGAAUUUCAUUUUGCCACAUAUGAGAGGAUCCCACCGGCUUCUUCUGUUGCUGAUUUGCUCGACAAGCUCUCACUGAGGUCAGAACCUAUCCAUAACAAUCCCAUUCCAAGAAACACACAGCCAAAUCCUUUCCACCUCCACACAGAGGAAAGAGGGGCCGAGAAAGAGAGGAAGUUUGUGAUGGAACUUGUGCAGAAGCAGAUGGAAGAGGAAAUAGCAAGAGUUCCCAGAGCCCAUCCCUAUCCUUAUACCACUGACUAUCCUGUGAUUCCACAAAAACCAGAGCCGAAACCAUCCACAAAACCAGAACCUUUCCAAUUGGAGAGUCUAGUAAGGCAUGAAGAGGAAAUGCAGAGGGAAAUGCAAGAAAGAGAGAGAAAGGAAAAGGAAGAAGCCCAAAUGAGGAUAUUCAGAGCACAGCCAGUCCUUAAAGAGGACCCAAUUCCAGUACCAGAGAAAGUGCGAAAACCACUAACCCAGGUUCAGCAAUUCAAUCUCAAUGCAGAUCAGAGGGCUGUGGAAAGGGCAGAAUUUGAUCAAAAGGUGAAGGAGAAAGAAAUGAUGUACAAGAGAUACAGAGAAGAGAGUGAAACUGCGAGGAUGAUGGAAGAAGAGAAGGCAUUGAAACAGCUGAGGAGGACACUGGUUCCCCAUGCUCGGCCGGUUCCAAAUUUUAACCAUCCGUUCUUGCCCCAGAAGUCGUCCAAGGAAGCUACAAAAGGAAGGUCACCGAAUCUACGGGUGCUCCAAAGAAGAGAAAGGAGGAAGAUGAUGAUGGUGAAUGCAGCUUCUUCUGCCACUGCUUCUGGCAUGAGAUGA
Molecule: messenger RNA, 2517 nt
Organism: Dovyalis caffra
Lineage: Eukaryota; Viridiplantae; Streptophyta; Magnoliopsida; Malpighiales; Salicaceae
Source: the annotation of a GenBank genome assembly